Betta splendens (Siamese fighting fish) is the source of this 1428-nucleotide messenger RNA. RefSeq names its product putative methyltransferase DDB_G0268948. The transcript has 6 exons. Gene Ontology annotation, molecular function: S-adenosylmethionine-dependent methyltransferase activity. The coding region runs from base 237 to 1064 and encodes 275 amino acids. The record is from RefSeq and is a predicted model, not a curated record. Lineage: Eukaryota; Metazoa; Chordata; Actinopteri; Anabantiformes; Osphronemidae.
CUCUCUGUUUCUGUCUGUAUGUCUGUCUGUCUGUCUCUCUGUCUGUCUGUCUGUCGCUCUCUCUGUCGCUCUCUCUGUCUGUCUGUCUGUCUCUCUCUCUGUCUGUCUGUCUGUCGCUCUCUCUGUCUGUCUGUCUGUCUCUCUCUCUCUGUCUGUCUGUCUGUCGCUCUCUCUCUCUCUCUCUCAUUCUCUGACUGUCGUCUCAUCUGGUGUGUGCGUUUUGCUCCAUCGGUGUCAUGGCCAACCGUCUGUUUGAAAGCAGGGAGCACGCGGCGGACUACUGGAAGUACAGGCUCUGCCCCUCGGAUCGUCUCAUUCAACGUAUGAUCGACUUCCUCGACACUCGGAAAGGCCGCCCCUUCGACCUGGCGCUGGACGUGGGCUGCGGUUCGGGACAGGGCUCGGUGCUGCUCGCCAAACACUUCACGUCCGUGGUGGCGACGGACGUGAGUCGUGCCCAGCUGGAGGAGGCUCUGCUGCACGCGAACCGGCCCAACAUCACGUACAAACAGUGUGCGGCCGAAGAGCUGCCGCUGGACGACGGCUCGGUGGACCUGGUGGCGGCCAUGUCGGCCUUCCACUGGUUUGACCGGCCGCGCUUCCUCCGGGAGGCCCACAGGGUCCUGAAGCCCCGCGGCUGCUUGGCGCUGCUCAACUACACCAUCGACAUGGAGCUGAGCCACCCCGGCUGCUGCCCGGCAGCGCUGAACCGGGCCUGCAAGGAGUUUUAUGAAGCCCUGCAUCCGUACCGCAGCCCCUGCCUCGGCCCCAGCUCCAUGGACUUCUACCGCGAGGCCUCUCAAUCCAUCCCUUACCCCGACAAGGAGUGGCAGGAGUGCGUGUGGGUGAAACAGUCCAUGCCUCUGUCCAGCUUCAUAGGUUUGCUGCAGUCUUUCUCUCAUUAUCAGAUUCUGUUGAGAGAGGACCCUCAGAAGGCCGACGGGCUCUCGCAGGCCUUCUGUGAAAGGUUGAUGUCAAUAAUGCGCGUGACCUCUGCAGAGACCGAGGUGGAGGUGGCUGUGAAGUAUUACUACCUGCUGGCCUGCAAACCACAGGACGUCUGAUUCCUGUGGACCGAGUCAAAGACGUACUGUAGAGCACUGAAGAUCUUAUGUAACGUAUAUGAGAGCAAUAGUUUAACAUUUAGGGAACACGUUAAGAAAGAAGGUAGUUGAAUGAUAUGUCCUUCAUGGCUGUGACCUAAUGUGUCCUGUGAAGGAAUCCUUAUAUUUAGAAGUGAUUAAAUUACUGAGUAAUUCUAGAACAGAGUCUAACUAAGCUGUGUGUUCUAUUACUUGCAAUUAUAUUGCACAAGACAGUAAAUGUUAGAGACAAAUAACACCUGAUGAAAGCAGAUGAAGUCUUUAAUUGUAGAAUUGUCAUACUUGUGUUGUUCAUAUUAAAACAAGACAUAAAUUGACACUAUAA